Molecule: messenger RNA, 8708 nt
Organism: Chionomys nivalis (European snow vole)
Lineage: Eukaryota; Metazoa; Chordata; Mammalia; Rodentia; Cricetidae
Gene: Neto1
Product: neuropilin and tolloid like 1
Exons: 11
Coding region: 732-2324 (530 amino acids)
Molecular function (GO): protein binding
Source: RefSeq, a predicted model, not a curated record
CCCUCCCCCGCCCCCAGACGCCCACCCUUAGGUUCCUUUUCCUGCAAGAUCGCAGAGGUGGCGCGCAGCCCGCCGAGCCCAUGACGGACCCUUGCCUCCUGCCUUCAAUGCAUCAGCAGCAGACCCCCAAAGGCUGGAGUGAGGAGGGCUGCGUCUGGACAUCCUCCCGGCGACGCUGCUCGGACCUGGUGCUCCUGGUGGAUGAGACUGGCGACUGAGCAAGCCUCUGCCACCGCCUUCGCUGUCGCCCGACCAGUUGCUGCCGUCGGUCGGGACCGGUACCCGCCUUGCGCCUUCUGCCGCCGGGUCCAGAUCGGGUCCCGGCAUUGGGCGCCCCGGGGCUCGCCCCGCGCCUGCAGCCGCCCGCGCGCCGACUGCCCGCCGCGUCCUCCUGACAGCUGCGGCGGCGGCGAUGAUGCAGAGGAGGAGGGUGCUGCCGGCGGCAGUGCUCAUGGUGGCGGUCGGCGCCCGGGUGUGAUGAGAGCGUCAUGGUGGAGAUGCUGGCUUCGCGGCGGUGAGAGAGCAAAGGAGGGCGAGAGCCAGCCAAGGGCGGAAGAUAGAACAGUUCAGAUCGCGAUCGCUUUCUUUCCUCUCUCGCUUCCCCUGCACUGUAUUUUGCCCGUGGUUUGCAUAUUUAAAAUCUCUGGACUCCAUCCUCUCCCUACCAACGAAGUCUCCCCGUUUCUAAAUGGAAUUAGUGGAGAUCGGAGCCUCUGGUGUAACGCACAGACAUGAUCUAUGGACGCAGUUUGUUUCACAUUAUAGCAAGUUUAAUCAUCCUCCAUUCUUCUGGAGCAACCAAGAAAGGAACAGAAAAACAAAUCACUUCAGAAACACAGAAAUCAGUGCAGUGUGGAACUUGGACAAAACAUGCAGACGGAGGUGUCUUUACCUCUCCCAAUUAUCCCAGCAAGUACCCCCCUGACCGGGAGUGUGUCUACAUCAUAGAAGCUGCCCCAAGGCAGUGCAUUGAACUCUAUUUUGAUGAAAAAUACUCAAUUGAACCAUCUUGGGAAUGCAAAUUUGAUCAUAUUGAAGUUCGAGAUGGACCUUUUGGCUUUUCUCCAAUAAUUGGAAGGUUCUGUGGACAACAGAAUCCACCUGUAAUAAAAUCUAGUGGAAGAUUUCUGUGGAUUAAAUUUUUUGCUGAUGGCGAACUGGAGUCUAUGGGAUUUUCAGCUCGAUAUAAUUUCACACCUGAUCCCGACUUUAAGGACCUUGGAGUAUUGAAACCAUUGCCAGUGUGUGAGUUUGAGAUGGGCGGUCCUGAAGGAAUUGUGGAGUCGAUACAGAUUCUGAAGGAAGGCAAAGCUUCUGCCAGUGAAGCCGUGGAUUGCAAGUGGUACAUCCGAGCCCCGCCACGAUCCAAGAUUUACUUACGUUUCUUGGACUAUGAGAUGCAGAAUUCAAAUGAGUGCAAAAGGAACUUCGUGGCCGUGUAUGACGGAAGCAGCUCUGUGGAGGACUUGAAGGCCAAGUUCUGCAGCACCGUGGCUAACGACGUGAUGCUGCGCACAGGUCUGGGGGUGAUCCGCAUGUGGGCGGACGAGGGCAGCCGCAACAGCAGGUUUCAGAUGCUCUUCACCUCCUUUCAAGAACCUCCUUGUGAAGGCAACACAUUCUUCUGCCACAGUAACAUGUGUAUCAACAACACGCUUGUCUGCAAUGGGCUCCAGAACUGUGUGUAUCCCUGGGAUGAAAACCACUGUAAAGAAAAGAGGAAAACCAGCCUGCUGGAUCAGCUGACCAACACCAGUGGGACAGUCAUUGGCGUGACUUCCUGCAUUGUGAUCAUCCUUAUUAUCGUUUCUGUCAUUGUACAGAUCAAACAGCCUCGUAAAAAAUACGUCCAAAGGAAGUCAGACUUUGACCAGACCGUUUUCCAGGAGGUGUUUGAACCUCCUCAUUAUGAGUUAUGUACGCUCAGAGGAACUGGAGCCACGGCUGACUUUGCAGAUGACUUUGAGAAUUACCAUAAACUGCGGAGAUCAUCUUCCAAAUGCAUCCAUGACCAUCACUGUGGAUCCCAACUGUCCAGCGCAAAAGGCAGCCGCAGUAACCUCAGCACAAGGGACGCUUCCAUCUUGGCAGAGAUACCCACCCAGCCAGUUAAGCCCCUCAUCCCACCCGUGAACAGAAGGAACAUACUGGUCAUGAAACACAACUACUCGCAAGAUGCGGCAGACGCCUGUGACAUCGAUGAGAUUGAGGAGGUGCCCACCACAAGCCACAGGCUAUCCAGACAUGAGAAAUCCGUCCAGCGGUUCUGCCUCAUUGGGUCUCUAAGCAAACAUGAAUCUGAAUACAACACAACUAGGGUCUAAAACGCAAACUCAAGCUAAUCUCCUCCAAACUCUUCGAGCCUAUCAACUGUUCUUGAAUUAGGAGAACGCAUCCCAUGCUCAGUAUGACCUUAAUAAGCUGGUGUGUUUGUUGCAUCUUUUCCUUGGGGAAAAAAAUGUUUUAACUGUGCUUUAUUUCCAGAGAAUCAUUUAUACAAACAUGGGGACAGUGAAAAGAGAGUUCUGUAGUGCAUUGUGAAAAGUGGACAUAUUUCUAAAUUCAUUCCACUGCCUUUACCCAAACUUAAGAGUUACAGAUCUGUGUUGUUCCUUCGGCAAGACACCCCUGCUGCUGCACAACGCUGUGUCCAUUUCCUGAUUUGGUUGCUGGUCACCAAGUGCUCCUUAGAUUUUAAAUACAUUCUAAGAUUUAUGGAAACUUGAAGAAGAAAUUAGUUCCUGAUUAUGACUACCCCAGCUUUACUUUAAUUAUCACUUUCACUUUUAUUUGUAUGUUGUUUAAGUCAUUGUUACAUGAUUGUACCUGUGUGAUCUGUGAGAAAAGCCACAACUCUGGGUGAACCUUGUGUUACAUGUGCACUGUUUUCAUUAUAUAGACUGCUUGAGACUAGUGCAUUCCUGCGUGAUUUUGAACAUACUGCAAUGGAAAAUGCAAAGGUGGAUCAUGGAAACACCAGCUAGAGGUCCAGUGGACUGUACACACCUGUUGUUACAUCAUAAUUCAAUGCAGUAAAACAAUGAGUAAAAUCCAGAUUGCAAUAAGACAAAUCUCUCCCCUCUCUCACUCUGUCUUUCUCUGUCUUCCCCUUAUCAUUUCUAUGUACCUCUGGUUUCCUUUUUGCUUUUAUCAAUGGGAGAUACCAAGUUUCAUAAAUGCUUUUUUGAAAUAAGGUAUUUUACUAGUCACACCGUACAAAAGAAUUUUGUUUGAUUAAGCACUUAGCAAUAUGACUGAAUUGACAGUUUGAGAAAAUACCCUGCAUGUCAGUACUGGAUAUUUAGGUUGGAAAAAAAUACCCUCUUUAUUAGACACAUUGUACAAAGCAUGCAUUCUCAAAUAUUGCUGUUACUCUUCCAUUUCUUUGUGUCAUAUGCUUGCUACUUGUAACUUUUAUAUAAAUAUAUAUAUAUAAAAUGUAUAAUAAUUUUCUAAUUUGAGUUAAGAGAAAUGCUUUAUUCUGUUGUGAUAAAAAGCAGAGUUAUAUGAGUACAUGUUUUAUUAAUAUCAACUCUUCCCACACUCUAGAUUACAAGAUAUAAGUUAAUAUUGAGGCUUCCCUAGAUAUUUGAUUUCUAACAUCUUAUGAAUAGGUUUUCCUUUUAUAUUAAGAGUCUUUCUAAGUCAAUCCUUCAAAAUUAUAGAGUGUUUUAUGACUACACUAUGCCAUUCUUACUUAUCCAUACACACAUGGGCCUAUAUGCUUAAUGGUUACAAUAAGUUUCAUAAAGAAAAGCUAAAACUCAUAGUAUACCUAAGUUCUGUUGAAUUCUAUGACCCCCAUAAACAGUGAAUGGAUACCUUUUCAAAUAAAGGAUUCAUAGUCUUUGAAAAUGAAUUGUGAAAACUACAAUUAUAAUAAAUCUGCUUACUCUCUUCAAAACAACCAGCUUCUCAAGAAUAAAAUAAUUGGAACCUUCAAAUAGCAAAGAAAUCUGGUUGUCUACAAAUGCUGCCAGCAUCUGGAGCAAGCUUUAUGGUCUAAGUGGAUAUUCCUUGUCAUAAGCCCCUAUUAGGAGGCUAAUUCCUUAUGUGUUAGAAGAUAAACAAAAGAAAAUAUCAAGUAAAUGGAGAUAAAGUAAAUGGUUCUAGAAAAACUAAAGAAAUACAGAAAUUCUUGAAUAUUGGAAACGUGAUCAACUUGCCUUGUAGAGUACUUGCCGCACAAGGAUAUAUGUGCCAGGUGGGUUUGGUGGUCUAUGUGUAAUCCUGGCUCUCUGAAGACAGAGAAGGGCAUUCCCGGGGCACACAAUCUAACUCAGUGGUUCUCUGCUUGUGCAUCACAAUGCCUUUGAGGGUCGAACAAACUUUUCACAAGGGUUGCCUAAUAUCGUUGGAAAACACAAAUGUUUACAUCACAAUUCAUAACAGUAGCAAAAUCACAGUUAUGAAGUAGCAGCAAAAAUAAUCUUAUGGUUGGGGGAGGGUCAACACAAAUUGAACAAUUGUAUUAAAAGGUCACCAAGCUAGGAAGGUUGAGAAACACUUGUCCAAUUAACCAGCUGAAUGGGAGAGCUCACCAAGUGACCCCUUCUUAGUAAAUGCUGUAAAGACUGAGUGAGCAUGAUACUAUCAACUUCUAGCCUCCACACACAAGUGGGCAUGCACACACACACGCAUGCACUCAUGUGCACACACACACACAAGCAUCGCGUGAAGAUACAUGUACAUAAAAUAAAAUAAUAUUAAAAAAAUAAUUUCUUUGAAGUAAGUUGACAAAUUGAAGUAAGUUGACAACAAGAAACUGCACCAAAAUAACAAAUCCUAUCUUUCUUUAACAGGAUGCAUACUUUAUCCCUAUCACUUGUGAUAAAAUUCACAUUUUCAUGCUUGACUAGUCAAUUUAUUUGUUACCAUAUGUAACUUUAUGUUCAUUAAUUCAAAUUUGGCCUCCAAGAUUAUCAUUUAAAUUAGUUACCUUGUUUUUUAUUGUCUAAGCUCUAUAGAAAUUCCUAGUGGACAAUAAUAUUUUUGAAUGAAUAAUAUCACACUUGGUAUCUAUGACAUGAUGUUUCAUUACACAAUGAAGACAAGAAGAUAAAUGGAUAAAUCAACAUUUGCCUGUUGAGUAAAUUUACAGAUUUUCCGGUUCUUUAAAGAUCUACAAAAUGUUACUGGUCUGCUUAUUCUAUGCUUAAAUGCAUUUAAUACCUCAAAUCCACUGAACAACAGACACCAUUUUAGAUAUCAAACUGAAUUAAGCAUGAUAACAAGAAUGGGUGACUAGCAUAUCUUUGAUAUAUAAUUUCUUUAUGGGAAAAUAAUUUCUCUUGGAGGAUGGGCUUCCCCUUGGAUGCUGAUCACAUGAUCUACAGGCAUUGGUUGUUCAUGGGACGAGAUGCUGACAUCACUGUCCAGAGUCCUAGAGGCCUGUGAUUGUCCUUAGGAGAAAUGCUAAGUCCUAAAUCUUGAAGUGCAAGAAUCAAAAAUAAAUAAAUAAAAGAAAGAAAAGAAAAGCUACAAGCUAAAUUUUUGAGCUCCCUACAUGUGCCUUCAGAGAAUCCAAUCCAAUUUUGAAAUUUGUCAAUAUAUUAAAAUUACCUAUUAAAUAACUACAUUAAACUUUACCACUUGAAUAUCAACCUUUGGACAACCUUCAAAAAUGGGGGACUUACAACAAAAGGAAGGAGUGGUUUAAAACUAUCAAGCUUAGCAGUUAGCAAUAUUUUAUUCUCAAAGCUAAUUCAAAUAAACUAGCAGCAUAAGAGUUACAUUGAUUCAAUGAGAUGUUUUCAAAUACAUCACUAUGUGAGUUUGGAGAAACUGCUGGUUUUGAUUCAAGUGUUCGUAUUCACCUUUCAGAGUCUUGGUGGUCUUUUAUUUUUACACAGACUACCCAGGAAGACCUGAGUUAAGCCUUUCUCUUCUCUUCAAGUGCAGCGGAAUUGCUUAACACAAGGUUAACAUUCUGACUUUGAAUCUGAAUUUUUCUGCACCUGUUUUUAUACACGUUUAGAUUUUAUGCAUCAUUUCACAAAAUAGACAUGAUAUUUGAUUUUUCUCAGCUUAUUUUAGUCAGAUAAUUAAAAUGUGCAGAAAACAUAAUCGGAGAUGAAUGUCACUAGGCCUUUAAAUAAAAAUCAACACCAUCCUGGAGAUGCUGAAUCUUUCAUUAAUUUUUGUUCUAUUAAAACAUUUUCAGAGCAUUAAAUGAUUAAAAAUUCUUCUUAUAAAUAUUUUAAGUUUGGCCUUCAACAUCAUUUGAACAUCUCUUAAGUUUUAUGUUAGCUUCUAUGUUUCCCCACAGGAAGUCAAAAUUUCCUCAUGUUACAAAUUUUAUUCCUUUUAUAUUUAAAUCAAGAAUGGAUUUUCCUGAACUCAUAUAUUGAAAUAAAGUCAAAUAUAUGAUUCUGAGUCUACAUCACCUUUGUCAAGCAACAGCAAACAAUGCAACGGUGUUUGAUAAUGGAGUAAUUGAUACCAUUUAGUUUGAAUAAUAGCAGUUCCCAAAACUGGAGGGGAGUUAAACAAAAGAAUUAUUUAAAAUUGAUCUGUAUCCUAAAUGAAUAUGAUGUGGAUAGUGAAUUUCUUUCCUGUCUAAUUUGAGCAGAAUGGUGAGUGGCUAUGUGUAUUUUCCUCAAUUAAACAAUUUCUAUUUAUCACAGCAUGAUGAAAAAAUGCAGCCAAGAAUUUGUUAGAUAGGUAAAAAAUAAAAUUAAUGGAACUUAUUACUAGUUCCUUAUCUAUUUAACUUUUCUUAUACUCCCUUUAAGGAUUGGAGAGCUACAUGGCAAAAAUAAAGGGAUGUGAUUUUUAUCAUUAAUCCAGAUCAAUAAGUCCAACACAACUUUUAAUUAAGAAUUACAGCUAUUCAUUUUUUAAUGAAUUCAGAUUUUACUAAAGUUCUUUUAAUUAAAUUAUAUUAUUUGAGUAAAUCCAGCAGUGUAACAAAGGCAAGAAAAAAUAAUGCCAAGCACAUAAUUCACUAUUUUCCUUGUGACACCGGCUUAUAUGCAUUCUGGUAUUUUCUUAAAGAGAAAAAAUGUUCUUCUAACAUACCUCCAUUUCCUUAUGUUAGAAAACAAGUAAAUAAAGGCAACCAUCAUCAUGUUUCUGUCAUUUUCUUGGAGGAUUUAGGAAAGUUCCUUGUUCUGGUCAACCAUCAUGUUCACAUCGUCACUUUUCUAUUCAUUGGCCACAUGUUCACACAAUCUUCACUUUUUGUACCCUUUAUCUUUUUUCUCUUUAACCAGUGAGCCAUGAUACUUUCCAAAACUGUUUGGCGGUAUCUUCUAAUACAGAGAGUCACUUGAAGACUAAAUUAAAAUUAAAACUGAUGAGCAAGUAUGAUGUGUAAGUCAUUAAAAAUAAACACAUUCCUUUUAUAUCACAUUAUUAACCUUGGACUCUAUUCACUCUGUUUCCCUUGAGGUUAACUUUACAUCAGCAUUCCUAGGUUUUCUUGUCUGUGCUAUCUAUGCUACAAAACCUCUACUUCAGUACAUUGGGGAUGAAGAUAAUGGUGGAGCUUGGUGGAGGAGUGGCUCUUAGAACUGCAGAAGAAAACUAUUCACAUUGUUUUUCACCAUGUGGCCCAUCUUGCACCACUAGUUAGAUUUUCCUGAGUCUGAAUCCUCUGUACAACAAAAAAACAUAGUUGACUGUAAAGCAAAUAGAGUAUAAUCGAUAAUGGAGAAGUAAGAAGUUGAUUAGAAUAGCAGCAUUUCCUUAGGAACAUCAUAGGAACUCUGUGAAGUGUAGGCUUCCUAAGCAGACAGAGAAGGGGACCAUUACCAACAGAUGCAGAGAAACAUUUCUGUUUAGAGUGAUUAGGUAAAAUACAGACUGGAAGACGUCCUACUUGAGUUGGAUGGUAAGCAACAAAGGAUUACAGAAAAUAUAGUUCAAAGAAUAGAUGGGGUUGAUAUGGUUUCUGAGUAUAGUAGGUGCUGACCAAAGAGUUUAUCUUUUGUUCAAAGGUGAUAAUCUUAGUACAUUUUUGGGAAAGUAUGAAGGGCAACUUCUCUGAAGUUAGUAUUUUCUAAGUGGAAUGUAAGAUGGCUAAUAGUAAGUUCAAUUAAAACAAGGGAGAAAUAAGACAUUAAAAGUAACAGAUUGCCAGAAGGGCAGGGGUAUGUCUCGCCACCAUACUUAUUUUCUACAAUAUAUUAUUUCCAUGGUUAUGAUUAGUGAGAAAUCACGAACACAUGACAAAUCCACUUCUGAGUGAGUGAUUCUGGUGGGAUCUUUUCAUGGUUGUAUGGAAACAUGGUUCAGGGUGGGAAACCACUGCAAAUAGCGCACACUGUUAGCCACUGAACUGUCAAGGAAACUGGAGUGUUUUUGCGACUUUUGUAAGAUUGUGUGAGACUUAUGAGUUAUCAAAUUGACUAACUGCUGAGGUGUUUUCACCAAUGUGCAAAUAAAACUCUGUUAAUUGGUGUACUCAUCAAGAGAAAUUGGAGCAUAUUCAUAUUACCCCACAAUUUUGUGUUUACUCAUCUGUAAAAUGUGGAUUAUAAAAGGCUUCUUUUCACAUGAAAGUGUGUGAAGACCAAACGAUCAUGCACUGGAAAAUAUUUUUUUAUAUUCUAUGACGCAUUGUAAAAAUAAACCAUUUUUCCUAAAUUCUGUGUAAAUUUCAUUGUGUAAUUGACACAGUGUCAGCACAUCUAUAAAGAAUAGCCAUGAAAAGACACUAGCAUCUCUUAUCUAGAUAAAACAUGUGACUUACAAUAGCCAUUGAC